Molecule: messenger RNA, 4991 nt
Organism: Austrofundulus limnaeus
Lineage: Eukaryota; Metazoa; Chordata; Actinopteri; Cyprinodontiformes; Rivulidae
Product: zinc finger protein 516
Exons: 5
Coding region: 506-3229 (907 amino acids)
Biological process (GO): regulation of DNA-templated transcription
Cellular component (GO): nucleus
Molecular function (GO): RNA polymerase II cis-regulatory region sequence-specific DNA binding; DNA-binding transcription factor activity, RNA polymerase II-specific
Source: RefSeq, a predicted model, not a curated record
GAGAGGCGCGCGCGCACACACAUCACUCGCGCCGCUUGCUCUUAACGUUAUCUCUCACGUCACUCAUGUCCCCAACGUCGACUGCUGCCUCCCGCCGCAGAGGAUCCGGAGGAGACGGGACUGCGGCUCAGGUGCACCGCUGGGAUUGAAGUUUUAUUUGUAUUUAUUUAUUUAUUUAUUUAUUUAUUUAUUUUAGCGCUAAGAGGAGGAGACAGGGAUAAACACUCGGCCGCGCAGGAAAGAUAGCGCCCUGAUUUUGUCGCCAUUGUCUCAUCCGUGAUGGGAUUGCUUCAGGAGCAACCUGCCGCCUAACCUCUUGAAGGAAUUCCUGUGAAAACUGCAWGAUCUAAAGGUCAAGAUGGACAGUAAAAAUGCAGCUUUUUUGCAAGAUUCCGGUGCUGCUCUAGGAACAUUGUAACUUUUAUGGCAUAAACUUUGCACUGUCAGAAGAUUCACAGCUGUCCUUUUUAAACUUUUUUAACACGUGACUGCUCCAAAAGAAGUAAUGGAGAUAGAAGAGAAGACGGAUGUAACACAACAAACACUUAAAGUAAAAGUAGAGCCAGAGGAAGAUACGGCGUCAUGCCAUACCUGUGGGGUCUGUGGUCGUAGCUUUCCUCUCCUCAGCUCUCUGUCUCAGCACAUGAGAAGACACACCCGGGAGAAGCCGUACAAGUGUCCCUAUUGUGAGCACAGGGCAGCUCAGAAGGGCAGUCUGAAGGCUCACAUUCGAAGCCAUAAACUGGGCCUUUUUAGUCAAAACUCCAGUGACAAGAAGGAGGAGGGAGAUCAAGAGAAGAAAAAUGUUCCUGAUAUCCCUGACCCCCAUGAAAUUAUCAGCACAACUGACAAAACUCAUACUAUCAACGGGAAGGUAAAGAAGAAAGCAUCUAAGAAAAAAGUGAAGACUAAAGAUGGUAUCAAGGUUGGUGAUGCGGCUGAUUCAGAACCAUUUUCCUGCACCAUCUGUGGCCAGGUUUUCCCUCAGGUAUUACUCCUUAAAUCCCACAUGAAACGACACCGUGGCUCCCAGGAUCAUGGAUGCCACAUUUGCGGAAGACGCUUCCGCCAAGCAUGGUUUCUCCAAAGCCACAUGCGCAUUCAUCGGGUCAAAGCGCAGCUCCAUGGCAGUAAAAGCAACGAACCUCCCGCUACCAUUAACGGGAUUCCCCAGGACCCAGCAUCACUGACAAAUGAAGAGUGCCUCUAUGAGCUCUGUGCCAGCUGUGGGAACUUUUUCUAUGACCGCAAGACCUUGCGGAAUCAUGAAAAACUACAUAAACUGAACCAUGGCCAUACCCAGAAUCCACCACACAAAGACGUGAAAGUCUCUGAGCUGCUUGUUGAUAAGAAGCAAUUUUUGGAAAGCUUGAACCUUACUACUACUAAGCCUAAAGAAAUACCUGUGGAAAGUAUUCUGGGUGGGCGAAUACUAGAGCUGGACCCAGUUUGUAGUUACCAAGCAUGGCAGCUAGCCACAAGGGGUCGACUAGUGGAGGCUGCAGAAAAAUGUCUGGGAUGGGAGGAGAGACUGGCUGAUGCAGAGGUGGCGUAUGACACAGAGAAAGGAGAGUAUGUACCCCUGAAGCCAGAGAAGAAGAGGAAGCAAAUCGACACCUCGCACUCCAACUUAAAGAAGAAGAAAGGCGAUACAGGCCUGGAUCACACAUCAAACACCUUGGGCAAUGGUAAAGGCGGAGACAAAAAGAUUUGUCAGAAGGACCGUAUUCUUUUAAAUGGACUUGGUCAUGCUUUUUAUGAGGCACUACAGAAAAAGACUGUUAAAGAUGUUCAACUCUCAUCUAAACCAAGCAAGAACUUCAGAAGCCAAGAGAAGGAAGAUCAAACAUCCUUCUUCUGCGAGCACUGUGAUUUCCACACUGUUGACUCCUCGCUGCUCACGUCUCACCUGUACAGUCAGCACCUGGGCUCCUACAGCAAACACAGCACCACUGUGGAUAAUGUCAGCAAAAGUGGGUCCAGAGCCUCAAGAUACAUGGACUACCUCAGAAGCAGGAGUUUGUUGCUCAGUCAGCCAUACUGGAAUCCCUGCACCCGCUCUCCUGGCCGGGAGUCGACAGAGGAAAAUGUCAAGACAGCAAUGUCUAACGGAGGUGAAGUCAAAGAGGAGGAACGUGCUGCUGGGGACACUAACAGUCUUCUCAAUCUUUCUUCACCACCUGUUACUGAUGGAAACAGUUAUUCAGUGAAAACAGAGGGUCUGGUGCGACAUCAGUGCCUAUACUGCUCCCACAAGACCACCUACCCAGAAGUACUUUGGAUCCAUCAGCGUGUUGCACACAAGGUAAAUGGCAACAGCUCUGUAGCGCCCAAGUGGGCACCCUGCAUAAACACUCUAAAAAGCUUAAAGGCUGGAGCGUCUCAGUGGAGGCGCACCGGACCACCCCCUUUUCUGGAAGGCAAGGACUGCCCAGCUUUACCCGCUCCUCGGACUCAGCGAACGCAGCCUCCCGGGGUCACGGCUCGCAGCAGCAGCAGUAGCAAGCACUUAACACCCAGGACCCAGUCCGGCAUCUCAAAGUCCAAGCAUCACUCAAAGGACUCCCGCUCUUCAGAUGGGACGCAGUCUGCUGGGAAGGUCAGCGUCCACGCUCAGAGGAGUUCCGGCGAACACAAGCGAGCAGCGGAGGGUGGGAGCAAAAGCUCCAGUGGCCACGCUACUUCUUUAAACAGUUCUGUGCACACCAAACGUCUGGACGGCUUUCUGCCUUCAAGCAGCCCCAAACACAGAGGCGACAGAGCUGCUGUGGAGGGGGUCUUCCCACAGGAAGGUUUGGGUUUCAUGCUGGCGAGAAAUCACAGCRGGGCUUCGUCAAACGCUGCAGCCAACAGAUCCCACUCCCGCAGGCAGUCAUGUGACUUUUCCUCAGGUCUUAAGAGUCCUGAUCUCUGGGCAGCCAUGAACAUGUGGGGGCCACAUGGGGCCAAAGCUUAUUCAGAUCCCCUCCUUUUUGCUCAGGGAAAGAGUGAAUCAAUGGGAGAGAUGCCAAAGGAUGUGGAUAUUUUGAGUUUCUUGAAGAACUACAGUCCCAGUGAUCUGGCGGCUCUUUAUCAACACUGGGGGUUCGUUGAUCCGAGACUUGAUCCACAAACAAUGCUGCAGUUAAACGGACAUUUUGGAAAUGAAGUCCAUUCCUCCUCUGAAAUUUCCAAACAAAUAAACAGUCACUCCGCUUCGUCUUCAGGGUCUCUUCAUAAAGGAACAUGAAGAAACGUUCUGUUCUUCUUGGACCCAGAAUCCAAACUGCUGAACAAAGAGACCUGCWGACAUUUAAAGGAACCGGCCAUGAUUCUUACAAAGACACAGAGAUGCUGGAUGAUGCACGGUAUAUGCAAAUCAAAGAGAGAGUGGACUCAUCUCAUUUCUGCUAACACCRUUGUUUAAUUUUGAAACGUUAUCCAAUUUCUUUGUUUCUGUUAAAUGUGUAAAUGUGUCAGCUACCAUACAGUAACAUACAGGAAUGUUCUUUGUUUUUUUUUUUUCUUACAUAAAUCAGAUGGAUCUACUGUAAAAAAGAAUAGAAAAAUACUGUUUGUUCCAAUUCAGGUGGAGAUAAAGCUGUGCUGAAAAUGUUUCCAUCAAUAUGACAAAACCAAAAGUUCUGAUGAAUGAUGUCACUAAAACAUUCAGAAACUCAAAAAUAUUAUUACCAGCUGUAUAUUAAUGUAACCUUUCAGUUAGUUGUUGCUUUUUCUUGUAAAAAUGUCUUAGUUUUUUAUUAUUAUUACAAUUAUUUACUUAAAUAUUAAGGGUCUUGUUUUCGGUUCAGUUUGUUAUUGUAAACCCAUUCAGAAUUAAAGUUAAACUAGAGUCACUUUAGUUUUUAUUACAAUAUUUUUUGAGUUAACGUGCCAGUUUUUGUUCAGUCAGCAUUUAUCCAUGACUUCCCUGUGGAAAGCACACUCUCAGUACUGUAUGUUCAGGUGAGUAAAGUGCUGUGGAUGUUCAGAAUUACUUUUGAGUUCAAAAUGUUUUUUAAUGACUGCCACCCUCAAACUGUGUUGAACUCAAACUCAAGAUUUUCACACAGAGACAGAAAAGUUUUGUAAUGUCGCUUUCUUAAAGCCACACCCAUAUUUAUCUCAUUUUAACUGAUUUUUGCUUAAAUUGAUACCAAUUAUGUAGCAGGUUUGCAAAAACGUAGCCUGAAAAAGUCCCCUGCUUCAUAAAUUCUAAUUGAAGUUAUAAAUUCAGUGUUUUCCCCUUUAUAUUCGUAUAAUUUCUUCCUUCACAGUGUGCUAACAGUGUAAAUUUUUCAGGCUGUUCAUUCUGUAGAAGUAGAAAACGUAGCGAUAAGAUUUUCUACUGACUGUGCUCUUACACACACCUAGUCAAGCUACUAGAAAUUAUUUGUUCGACAGUUUCAAUGAUUCUCCUACAUCUGUUUGUUUUCUUGUGUUUUCACUUUGCAGGUUUUGUUUAGUAUAUUUCCAUUCUAGCAACGUGUCUCCAGUGUGUUCAUCUUCCAUAGAGAAAUAGUCUAUGCAUCGAUACAAAGCCAUAAACUUCUGAUUCUUGGAAUAUCCAGGGAAUAAAUGAGCUGUUUAUUACUGGAGUCUUGACUUUGAUCCAUGUGGAUUUUUUUGAUAAAUAUUGUAAAUGAUAGUUUUAUUUAACAGUCUUUUGUUUGUUUUCUAAGAAUGAAUUUAAAGCACCCAUAAGUACUUGAUGUUCGUAGUGGGAGAAGAUGUUAAAAACUAGCUUUUAGGAGCGCUACUGAUGUCAGAGUUGGGGGUAGAGGGUGGGAUAUGUUCCUGCAACAGGGUUCGCUGAGCCUGGCUUUAGAUUUCGCAGCAGUUUAAACCUGAAGGUUUUAUGCAAGCCUCGAGCUUUAAAACAGAAUUCUUGUAACUAUGAUGUAAACACGUUUCAUAGUUGGUAAUUAUGUCGGUACAAGAAUUUAUAUUUUCACCAAGUUUACUGUUUGUCUGACUGUAAAAAUGGUUCAAAUAAAGUUGUUGGAUAUCGA